AUGAGCGUAUAUUCUUUAAGUCCAAGAAGCUAAAUUGAUUAAAACCUUUUUUCAUAGAUUACUCCUCGCAUUAAUGAUCCAUCGUUAUAAAAUUUAACUAUAGACCAAUGUAUUAUUAGAUAAUAAACUUAGAACAAUAUUUAGAUAAUUUUAAACCAUUUAAGAAACUGCCUGUUCUUUUUAAACAGGAACAGAUUAAAAUUGAAUGCAAUGAAAAAAUAAAUUUUGAAAAUGCAAGUUAUCAAGAUCAAAAUGAACUUCCGAGAUCACAAGCAUGUUCUGUAAUGACAGAAAAAGGAGGAAAAAGUAUUUUCCAAAUUAUAAAAAUAAAUAAUCUGGUAAAAAGGUUUAAAACCAUUUUGCUUUCUAGAAGCUAUAUUCUUUCCUAAAGUUAGAAGGAAAAAUUAAAGAAUAAUCUCUUCUAUCAAGAAAAAUAUAUUUAAGACAAAAAAGAUAAUUCAAACAAUAUACUUUCAUUCGUUAUUGAUCCGACAAAUAAAUUUAUAAUUUUAUGGGAUAUAAUCAUGUUUUUUAUGACCUUAAGCUUAAUUAUAGUGAUACCUUUUUUUUGGAGCUUUGAUUAAUAAUACCCAAUUCUAAAAAUCUAAGAAAUGUGGUCAUUUUUGAUAUUUUUUUUACUUGAUAUCAUUCUGAAGUUAAACAUAGCCAUUAUAAAAAAAGGGAAUGUAAUAUAUAUACUUUAAUAUAAAGAUUAUCAAAGCAAGAAAAAGUAUAAUGAAAAAAUAUUUACAGACAUCCUUUAUUUUGGAUUUAUCCUUUCUUUUUUUAGUUUAUUAUACAGUAAACUUAGAAAGCAUAUUAAUAUUUAUUUCAUAUUGUGCUAUUAGCUUAAUCAAACUUUAAAAAGUAAUUAGUAAAAUAGUUAAAUUAUUAAAUCUUUCAGUCAUUCAAAGAGAAAUCAUAAGUCUCAUCAACCUUGUUAUAACUAUUAAUCUUAUUGCCCAUUUUAUGGCAUGUAUUUGGCAUUAUAUAGGUAUGACAACUAUGGAAAAUGAGAAAAAUAGCUGGAUUCUAGAGAAAAAUCUUCAAAAUGAUACAAAACAAGUUAGAUAUAUUUUUUCCUACUAUUGGGCUAUUGUAACAAUGAUUACUGUUGGAUAUGGAGAUAUUAUACCAUAGAAUCAUGUAGAGGCUUUUAGUUGUAUAUUUCUAAUGCUUUUAUCAUGUGCUGUUUUUACAUUUUCUCUUAAUUAAGUUGGAACUAUAGUGUAGAAUAUUAACAAACAAAAAAGACAAUUUUAGUAAUUAAGAUUUAAAUUUUUUUUAGAGAGAUGCUGAGAAUUUUGACUUCUUAUAUGAAAUAACACUCAAUUCCAGAUCAAUUAUAAAGUAGAGCAAGAAGUUAUUUAGAAUAUAGAUGUAUCAAAAGAAAUUAGUAAUCAAAAUAUCAUGUAAUCAACUUAUUUUUAAUUUAAGUUAUAAAGCAUUCUUGAAUAAUUAUCUUCAUUUUUAUAGCAAGAAUUAAUGCUUAAUGUUUUUAAAAAUUUACUUUAGGAUUGCAAAAUCAUAUCUCAUAAUUUUAGUGAAGAUACAAUAAAGAAAAUGUCAAGCUCCCUUUAAACUGCUUACUACUGUCCCGAUGAAUACAUAUAUCUUUAAAAUUCUAUUGAAGAUAAUUAUUUAUAUUUUUUAGAUUAUGGAAAGGUUGAAAUUUAUGAAGAGAAAUCUUAAUAAAAAGUAGCAGAGCUUUAAAAAGGGAAAUAUUUUGGAGAAGAAUCGUUUUUUACUUAACAACCUCGGAAAUUUUCAGCUAUAAGUCGUAGCUUUACAAAAGUAUUUAGGAUUUCUUAAACUUCAUUUAUGAGCUUACUUAAUUAGGAGGAACAUGAAGUUUAUCAUUAAAUCAAGCAUUUAUUCUUAUUUAAGGCUUAUUUUCAUGGUCAAAAAUGCCAAAUAUGUCAUCAAACUGAUCAUUAAAUAGAGGAUUGUAAAUUGUUGAAUUAUAAACCAGAUAUUGAAAAAUUGAUUUUAAAGGAUAAUUAAAAAAUUUAAAAUAGGUCAAGAAUAAUAAGAAGUAAUAAAAGGUCUUACAAAGCCCUGAAAAUACAACAUGUAUCUUAUUCAUAUUUAAUAAGAACUUAAAAUUAGUUCAAAAAUCCUUAGAAUAGAGUUAUGGAUGGGAAGAUAUUUUAUAUGAUGAAGAGGAAAAUUUACACUUAAAAACAGAAGAUGUAGAGUUGAUAAAUUAAGAAUCUCCUGUUUCUAAAAGAAAAGAGAGUUAUCCUAAAUAAAGUGAUUCUUCUCCAAGAGAUAAAAUAAUUUCUCAUGAUUCUUCAUCAAAAGGAGAUAAAUUAAUUUCUCAUGAUUCUAACAAAAGAAUUUAAUUUUAAAAAUAUGAUGGAUUAACAAAGAGUAAAUAAUUUUAAGCACCUUAAUAAUUAAUUUAAACAAGUGAGACUGAAAUAAAAUAAAAUUAUGGUCCUACUGAUUAAAGAACAUAAUUAGGUUAAAUUACAGUUUCUUGUAAUUACUAAAUUGCAGGAUUUGAAAAAGCUAUGGAAUUCAAAAGCUUUUUCCCACAAUUUAAUCUUCAUGUAUUAAUUUUGGAUUAUAAUAAAAAAGUAAAAAUCUUAAAUAAAACAUCAAAAAGUAUUUAUUAACUCUUUAACCAUUAAAUUAAAAAAAGAACAUCAGUAAGAAAAGAUAGAAGCUCUAAAUAUCUUCAAAUGCAUUGA
Paramecium pentaurelia is the source of this 2696-nucleotide messenger RNA. Lineage: Eukaryota; Ciliophora; Oligohymenophorea; Peniculida; Parameciidae. The record is from the annotation of a GenBank genome assembly.